AUGCUUAAGAAAGCGGGCUUCGGCCCCAAAGUCAAACCCAAGGUGGUUGCUCGUCGCAACGCGCCAGCUUCCGCAAAGUCAACAGACUCAACUCCCGCUCCUACCGAGACAGCGUCACAGCCUACCACAGCUGCCCCGACUCCCACCGCCGAGUCCGGUCCUUCGACCCGCCAGGUCUCGCCGGCUUCAGCUUCAGCCCAGCCAACCCCUCCUGCAACUGGCCCAACCGAUACAGCUCCCGAGAAGGCGGCUUCGAGCGUUGCCAAACCAGUCACAAAAGAUGCCGCUCCAGCGAACAAGCAAGCACAAGCUGCAGCUGCCUCGGCCCCAGCUCCGGCCGCGGCACCGGCGCCCACUCCAGCCCCUACCGCAACGGCGAGUACACCGGUGGAGAAGCCAGCAGAAAAGCCAGUGGAGAAGCCAGUCGAGAAACCAGUAGAGAAACCAGUAGAGAAGCCAGCGGAGAAAUCAACAGAGAAGCCGACAGAGAAGCCAACAAGCAAAAAGAGCUCGAAUGCCACGGCCGAGACUCCCAAAGCAGCGACUCCGAAACAAACACCUUCCAGAACCAGGGGAACGCCAGCGACGGCUAUCACCCCGACUAUCAUCGAAAUCACCAGGGGGCCUAGAGCCAGAAGAUCUGCGGCGACAUCCGGUACAUCGGAGCCCAUAGCACAAUCUCCGUCCAAGGCUACACGUCCGACACCCGCAGCCGAUACCUCUAGCGUCACGUCCUCGACAAGCCCAAGUGGAACGACCUCCACAGAAGGUGCUUCGACACGGUCUAGCACAGAGUCUACACAAGCGACGGUUUCAACAUCUUCAGUCACCCAGACUGCAGCUGCAGCUGCCGAGAGCACUACUGAGAGCCGAGCCGAGUCGAGUGCCGAGGCAACGGCCGAACCAACAACCAAACCCACCAAGAAGGCUCCCGCAAAGAAGCCAACCCCGAAGGCGCCCGCAAAACCACGGGCUCCUCGAAAGCGCAAGGCGGAUACAGCAACUGUUGAAGAGGAAGCGAACAACGAUGAAGCCGAAGCCGAGAAUGAAGCGGCAGCGCCACCCCCCACCAAGCGAGCACGGACAAGGAAAGCAGCGGCCAAGCCGAGCGCCGACGGAGAAGAAGCGGCUGAAACCGAAGGAGAAGCGGCGGCGGCAGCACCAGCUCCCAAGAAGCGAGCUCCUCGAAAACGCAAGGCGAAUGCAGCAACUGUUGAAGGCGAAGCGGAGGAUAAUGAAGCCGAAGGUGCAGCUGCAGCAGCACCUCCCAAGAAGCGCGCACGGACAAGGAAAGCUGCUGCUGCUGCUGCUGAGCCGAGCGUUGAGGGAGAAGACGGCCAGGAAGCGGCGUCCAAGCCGAAGCGGAUGCGGAAGCCGAGAAAGAAGCCGACGACAGAUCCUGCCGAGCAAGUCCAGAUCGACGUCACCCAGCUAACCAUGGCCGAGCUGGCCAAGGACCUGCACAUCGGCAAAAAAUUCAGUCUCCACGACGAGCUCGCCGAGCGCGAGCGCGCCAAGCGGCAGAAAUACUACGAAAAGCGCAAGAAGCUAAAGCGCGGCGAGACAGGCGACGGUGACGAAAAUGCCGAAGACGGCGGCGGUGCCAGCGGCGAAGCAUCCGCCUCCGGCACGCCCGCUCCCGGCGCCUCUGCCUCUGCGACCAACGGCCCUGGUGUCUCCUCCCGGCCCGCCAUCGACGAGCCGCCCCUCGUUGACUCGGCCGUCGGCGCCGUCGGCGAGCAAUACAUCAUGAUCGACGGCGAAAUCCGACUUAACGAGCGCUCUCUCCAAGUCAACCGGCACGCAACCAUCGACCACGCCAACUACGAGGUGCAAGAAGAAAACGACUUCACGCAUCUCACCACUUCAGCCACCUACCUCCGCCGCAACAUGAAACCGGGCCAGUGGACCGAGGAGGAGACCGACAAGUUCUAUUCCGCACUAACCAUGUUCGGCACGGACUUUGAGACCAUCGCCCGCCUGUUCAAGGACAAGACACGCAAGCACAUCAAACUCAAGUUUAACCGCGAGGAAAGGAGCGACCCGGACAGGAUCCAAAAGGCGCUUGUGGGCGAACGCACGGUAACGAUCGAUAUUGAUGCGUACCAGCGCGAGACGGGGCAGGAGUUUGAGACAGCCGAGAAGAUUUAUGAGGAGCAGAGGAAAGCCGAGGAGGAGUUUGAGGCGCGGCAGAAGGCGAUUGAGGAUGCCAAGGCCGAGGAGGAGAGGAAGAAGGCUGAACUGCUGUUCGGCAAGGAUGGACAACAGGGCAAGAAGAGGGGGAGAGGAAAGAAGGCGAGGCCGGAGCCGUCGGCUUGGUGA
This is a messenger RNA of Sordaria macrospora k-hell, 2322 nucleotides long. NCBI's taxonomy places the organism in Eukaryota, Fungi, Ascomycota, Sordariomycetes, Sordariales, Sordariaceae. The record is from RefSeq and is a predicted model, not a curated record.